Uranotaenia lowii is the source of this 4690-nucleotide messenger RNA. It is a transcript of the gene sle, whose product is annotated as protein slender lobes. Lineage: Eukaryota; Metazoa; Arthropoda; Insecta; Diptera; Culicidae. The transcript is spliced from 5 exons. Bases 159 to 4628 code for a protein of 1489 amino acids. The record is from RefSeq and is a predicted model, not a curated record.
UCAAACUUUAUCGUCGUUUUGUUGUGCGUAAUUUGAAGUUGAAAAACGUGGAGCGGGAGUUUUGCUAGCUACGGUUUUCAAAAAUUGUUGGAUUUUACUUGAUUUUACAGAGUUUAAACGUUUUUUUUUUAAUUAUUUCUGAUAUAAAUUAAUGUAAAAUGAAUCCGGAAGAAGAAUCUUCUACAAGGGUUACCAGAGGUGCCCUUCGAAGACGAUCAAUCGAUCAGGAUACUACUGCCAACACGGGUACACCGAAAGCUAGCACCAGCAAAAAAAUUGCACCCUUGGAUCCAAUUCAGGAGACUGGAUCAAUCCAAAAGGCGAGCAGUGAAAUUGGCUCACCGGUUGCUGUCCAGAAGCCUGCACGAGGCGUUAAAAAAGAAACCACCUCGGUUUCUGAAACAAAAACGGGACGCCAUCAACGAACGGCUUCGAUUUCGGAAGACACUUUGAACAAUUCUCAAGAUGUUCGUCGGACUCCUAGGAGACGUCCUUCCCAGGACGUAACUGUUACGCCGCAGACGGCGCCUACUGCAACCAGACGGAUGACGCGCAGAAAUAGCGUAACGUCGGAAGAUGGCUCACUAAGUUCUUUGCCUGUCACUACUCCUAAGGCUACCAAAUCUCGUCUAAGUGUUGCACCGCCCACAAUUACGGAAGAUGAUGAAAAAGAGGAAGAAAAGAGCAACUCUUCAAUCGCGGAAACUGAUCUUAGCGAUUUAGACGUGCGCAAGUUGCGUAACCGAUCUAUCUCGGCCUCUCCAGUGGCUGGUAAAAAUACCACCAUUGAUUCUUCUAAACCCGAGGAUACUGAAUCAAAUGAAACGGAACAGAAUAGCUCCAACCAACUUAACGAUUCUACGGGAAAUGCUCAAGAUGUGGUAAUUGUUCUUGAUAGUUCUAAAGCUUCGCAAAACCUAUCAUCCAUUUCCACAAACCUUGAUCCAAAUGUAUCGGAGCCUUCAAAGGACAGUAAAUGUUCACCGAAAAAAACUCCUACCAAGCACGAAUUUCAACCUACUACCGAGGAAUUCAACAAAUCUUCAAAAAUCGAGCAACCAAGUCUUCCAGGAUCAACAAAAAAGAGCAGCCCAAGUUUACUGAAAAAAACUCCGACUAAGUCUGUCGCAAGAGAUCCACAAACACCUUCCGGCGAAUUUGGCAAUUCACCGAAAGCUGAAACUCCGCAAAAAGUUUCUCAAAGUCCUAGUAAGAACCAACUGCAGCGGAGUGUAAAAUUCGACGAAACUGGCACACCGCCGCGACAGAAUCAAAGUUCCUACCCAAAGACUCCGGUUUCAAUCACUAGUGGAUCGAAGUGCCCAAAACUUAAUGAAGAUUCUGUUGACCCACAUCUGUCAGAUGGAUUUGAAAUCAACGAAACUUUUAGUGAUUCUCCAAAAGCAGUCGAUGCCGCUCCAGUGAAUGUUACAAAAACUACAGAAGCUGCUAUCACACCUGAAGAAACAUCUAGAAGUCAGAGCAUUCAAAGUGAGACCAAUGACACAAGUUUUGAUCAAUCUUUAGCGAAUGUGGUCGAAGACGUCAAGCAAAAUCUGAAUAAAGCGGAUAUUUCAAUAUCGUUGUUGGGAACACCGAAAGCAGCUAUACGAUCGGAAAACCCCAAAUCCCAUUUUUGUCACAUUCGUACAGAUUUUUCCAGCACGCCGAUCGCAACGUCCGAGAAGAAAAAGCCAAAAGAUGAUUGUUCAGAGACCCAUAACGUGAACGUGAAACAUUCCUGGAGCCCAUCCAUCAAGGGCAGCAACGAAAAGGGAAUCGAUGUUUUCAGCGUACGGAAACAGGAAGAAGAGAAACUUGAAGCCGCCAAAAGUGAAAAAUUAAACGAAUCGUUACAAAAAUCUUUGCAGAAUAAGUCACCUAAAAAAAUGUUAGCUGUUUCGGAAGACGAAGACGAAGAUGGGGAUGAAGAAGUGCAAGCGUCCGAACUACUGGAACGGGCUUCUUCUGAACAAAACAGUUUCAUUGAUGACGAAGCUAUGGAGGUUGAUGACUAUCAAUCGGGUGAUUCAAUGGAUUCCGAGACUCGUCGAGAGAUGGAAGAAAAUGAAAUUGAAGAUCAUGGGGAAACAAUUGGCAGUGAAGACAGCGAGGAUCAGGAGGAAGAGAGUAACGAUGAGGAUUCUUUUGUUGUAUCCGAUAAUGAAUCGGAAAGUCUUUUGGAAGGUACCGGCGAUGAUUUGGAAUCUGAAGAAGAACAAAUAAAUCCCAAACAAAAAAAGAGAAAGCGAAUCCUUUCAGAGCAAGAUUCUAGUGCCCAGGAAGAUAAUGAUGAAACUAAAUCAGAGAAAAGUUCUCUACAGGCUCCAACAACGCCAGAGAAGUCUCCAUUGUCUCCAUUGAAAAAGUCUUCUUCGUCAAAAUCUUCCAAAUAUGAGUCUCCAACCUCAUACACAACCAAAAAUGCCACCGAUAAAACACGUAAAUCUCUACCGGCAACCUGUUCAACAGGCAUAGAUUCUCUGAUGGUUCAGGAUAAGAACUGUAAACGAAACACGAUUAAUGCUCUGGAACAAUCGCCUAACCGUGGAAUAACGGAAAAAACUCAGGACAUUAUAAGUUCACCUGCCACAAAACCUAAAAAACAACAACUGAUUGGAGAUAGAUUUCCAAUAAAAGUUUUGAACGAAUUCCAAAAUGCUUCUAAGUCCCCAAGUCAUGAUUCCGUUGAUCCAAAUGACGGUGACAACUCACCCAUUCGAUUUCGCAAGUCGCUACCUACGCCCGCCCUGAUUGGAUCAGAUUUCUACUCAUCAUCAGCUAACAAAAAAUCUAAACGACACACUAUAAAUAUAUCAGGCGCAACUGAUCCCGAAAUCGAACAAAUUGAUGUACAGGUUACGCAAAUUCAGUCGAUUGGAAUGGUUACUAACCCAGCAGCGUUAGUUUCCGCAAAGAAAAAAGAAUCAUCGGUUCGUACCGCAGACGCCUCAUCACCUCAACAAUCAUCGACCGAAAAGUUGAAAAAGGACACAACUAUAUUUCCAACGAAGCAAACACCAAACAUGCUCGGAAAAGAUUCAAAUGAAAAAGUUUUGCAAACAUCCGUUGCGGAUAGUAGCGUGAAAGGUCAGGUUAAGAAAAAUAUUCUGCCAAAAAAAAUAACUCCAAAAGAUGUCAACGAGUUCGACCACGAAGCUAUCCUGAAUCGAUGCAACGAGAUAGUUCGUGCUGAUAAAGCUAGGAAAAAAUCAACAGCAACUUUGCGGCAGCAGAAAAAGGAUGAAAAACGUCGAAUUAAAGACACGGAAAGUGGUGAAAAUGCUGAUGAAACAUUAGAAGAACAGCUCAAGAAAAAAAAGAAGAAGAAGAAGCAAAUUAACUACAUGCUUGAAGAGCUUGGCGAAACAAAAAAAGAACAGCUAGCAAGAGCCCUGAAACGCAAGCAGGCUUUAUUAGAAGCUAAGAGGGAACGCAAGAAGGCUAAGAAAGCCGCCAAACUAGCUCAGCAACUGAACAAGGAAAAUGAUAACGAUUCGCAGGCUGCUGGAAUAGGGGCCAAAUUCGACAUUAAGGGCAAGAAAAAGAAAAAGUCUUUAGUUGAAGAGCUGUUUGGAGAUAGUAAUGUAGAAAACGUUGCAGAACCCUUAGUAAAACAAAAUAUUUCUGCAUUUGCAGCUUACAAAACGCAAAUAGAUGAAUUGAAUGCAAAACAAUCGUUGGGCAAGAAAAAGGGCAAAACACUGAAAGAUAAAAUACCAGAUCAAUCUGAGCCGGAAAAGAAGAUAAACCCACGCGUAUCUUCAAGUAAAAUAAACAAAAAAAGAAACGUAGUAAAACAGCCGGAGUCGAAUCCGAAAAACGUUGAAAUACCAAUGUCCAAGAAAUCUGAAGUUCAAACUAAUGAACAUGUACUCGUUGAUCCUAAACAAAAAAUUGUACUACUACACCAAGAAAAUAGCACCCCUGUCUAUCCUACAACUUCGUUUGAUCAGCAGUUGAAAAACUUGAAACAAUGCUUAAGUGAACCGAUCGUGAAAGUGGUCAAAAAGCAGAAAAUGUCACACGGAAAUUCGACAGCCGUAACAACUGAUGUGGAAGUAACACCACCACGAAAGCAGAGCGGAAAAUUAAAAGCCUUGAUGAAAUUGGAGUCCGGCUUUGUCGAAGAACCAGUUACGCCUGACCCCGUGCGAUUGAAGCGAAACAACGGAUUCCGAGAGGAACCAGUAACUCCGCGGCCUAUCGGAUUUAAAGUUUCUAAUGUCCUACCAGAUCAAGCUCCAGAGCGAGAAAAGAAGCAUGUACAAAACGAGAAAAAAGAUUAUUCCAAGCGAAUUCGAUCAGAAGAAAUUGUAGAACCAGCUCGAGGGCUUCCACUACCGGUUUGGACACGAUCCGGUUCGUUCGAGGUAGAGGAUUUGGUUCAGAAGACUAAAAAACCGAAAAAGAGUCAAGUAGAUAACGAUUACAUAAAGUUACAAUCGGAUGACAAACGUGCUAGCAAUUUCUUGGUCAAAUCAUUGGAGGAAAAAAGUGGCAAGCACAAGAAAAAGGCUCACCAAAUAAAUACUGCAGACAUCGAAGAGGAAGUGCUUAAUUUCAAGAAAAAAGCCAUAUUCGGUAACAAGAAUGCUCCUUUGCGAGAGAAAAAGCCGAAGUGUUGAUUAUUUCGGAAAUUUGUGUUUAUUGUGUUUAUAAUCUUGUUCUUAAUAAAACUCUAAUUUAC